CGGGGAGGGGGAGGGGGAUAUUUUUGGUAGCAUUCGUAUUCAACGUCUGAAAAUAUCCCCAUCCUCUAAAUGAGGCUGCACAACUAGUCUGUCUGUGAAAUGGAAACGAGCCUAAUGCAACAUCUGGCUCAAUACCAGACCCCGUUUAUAUCCAAGGCAGAUAACGAAAAGGAGACAAAGCAGCACACACACCUGGUUCAUCUCUAACAUAACCGCUCAGCUCAGCGCUACAAUGGACGGAGACAACUCGACCACCGACGCGUCCCAGCUGGGCAUCACUGGAGAGUACAUGGCCUCCGGUCACUAUGUUCUCCAGUCUCAAGAUGAUGAUGGGGAGGAGAAUCUGAACGACCAUGACGACAGUGGCAUCAAAGAGAACUUCAGGGAGCAGGACAUCUAUCUUCCUAUCGCCAAUGUGGCUCGCAUCAUGAAGAACGCUGUUCCUCAGACCGGAAAGAUUGCGAAAGACGCCAAAGAGUGUGUGCAGGAGUGUGUGAGCGAGUUCAUCAGCUUCAUCACGUCAGAGGCGAGCGAGCGCUGCCACCAGGAGAAGAGGAAGACCAUCAACGGAGAAGACAUCCUGUUCGCCAUGUCCACGCUGGGUUUCGACAUGUACGUGGAGCCGCUGAAGCUCUAUCUGCAAAAGUUCAGAGAGGCCAUGAAGGGCGAGAAGGGGAUUCCUGGAGUGUCUGUGGGAGAAGGCCUGGGAGAUGAUCUCACAGACGAAAGCUUCACAAAUCCACUGCCAGCGGGGAUCAUCACAGCUGAUGGUCAGCAGCAGAACGUCAUGGUGUACACCACCUCAUAUCAACAGAUUCCCACUGUACAACAGAUCCAGUUUUCAUGACGAGGCCUUACCCCGAGCCCGUACACAGCGGCUCCUCACCGGGCCCGCACUCGGCGGAUGACCUCUGAUCCCGCCACAGGGUAAAGGUUACCGGACGGACAGGGAGGAGGAAACCCUCAUGUACAGAGAAAUCACUACCUGUUCAGUAGAAAGUGUAGUUCCUAGUUGUGAGGUACCAAAUGUUUUGGAUUGCAUCCAAACCAGCUGGGAAAUUGAGGCUUUAUUUUAAAGGCUAGUCUUAUUACAUGAUUUAGUGGUCAAAUUAUUUUUGUGCGUGUGUGCUGUUUGCUUUUUAUGCGUUUUAUUUCUUUUGGGGCGGGGUGGGGGUGGGGAUGGGAAGUGUUGUAUUAGAUGUUUAUUUACGAACCCCUUCUCUGUUUGAACGGAGAGAAGGCACGCUGUCACUGUCGCAUCAGAUCAUGCAGCUCUUUUGUAAGUUAACACAAAUUACCAUGUGCUUUAAUGUUAUGUAAAUCCUUUGAAUAAAAAUUCAAAAGUGA
This is a messenger RNA of Cottoperca gobio, 1347 nucleotides long. RefSeq names its product nuclear transcription factor Y subunit beta-like. The transcript is spliced from 7 exons. Gene Ontology annotation, cellular component: nucleus; CCAAT-binding factor complex. Gene Ontology annotation, molecular function: DNA-binding transcription activator activity, RNA polymerase II-specific; RNA polymerase II cis-regulatory region sequence-specific DNA binding; protein heterodimerization activity. Lineage: Eukaryota; Metazoa; Chordata; Actinopteri; Perciformes; Bovichtidae. The coding region runs from base 233 to 847 and encodes 204 amino acids. Gene Ontology annotation, biological process: regulation of transcription by RNA polymerase II. The record is from RefSeq and is a predicted model, not a curated record.